Messenger RNA from Neolamprologus brichardi, 1790 nucleotides. RefSeq names its product cyclin B1 (gene ccnb1). Gene Ontology annotation, biological process: mitotic cell cycle phase transition. Lineage: Eukaryota; Metazoa; Chordata; Actinopteri; Cichliformes; Cichlidae. Gene Ontology annotation, molecular function: cyclin-dependent protein serine/threonine kinase regulator activity. The record is from RefSeq and is a predicted model, not a curated record.
GCGAGCGAGGAUUUAAACCUCGCUCGCUGUUCCUUGAAUAUAUGCCAUACUGUUCUCCAUUACGACUAUUCGCCUGUUUGUUGAAGCAUCGCUAUUUUCGAAAUGGCUCUCAGAGUGACCCGGAAUCGUUUGGCUUCCACCAAGGUCGACCUCGGUGGCAAGGCCUGCUCUGUGUCUGGGCCCACACAGAAGCCCCGAGCAGCCCUGGGGGAAAUUGGAAACAUCGCAGUUAACAAAGACGCACAGAAAAAGCCUGUAAAGACUGAAGCCCUCAAGAAGACCAAAGUUACAACUAGAGCUGAAAAGGCUGAACAGACAAAGCAAAAAGAUGUCAUUCCUGUUAAACCUGAGGUGCAAGCCCCACCUGAGCCAGCUUCUCCCACACCAAUGGAGACCUCUGGCUGUGAGCCUGCAGACCUAUGCCAAGCAUUUUCAGAUGUCAUUCUGCACACUGCUAUCAGAGAUGUCGACGCAGAUGACUAUGACAACCCCAUGCUCUGCAGUGAAUAUGUGAAGGACAUCUACAAAUAUCUCCGCCAGCUUGAGGUUGAACAGAACGUCAGACAGAACUAUCUGCAGGGUCAGGAGGUGACGGGCAACAUGAGAGCCAUUCUCAUUGACUGGCUCGUGCAAGUAAAUCUGAAGUUUCGUCUCCUGCAGGAGACUAUGUACAUGACCGUGGGCAUCAUUGACCGCUUUCUUCAGGACAAUCCAGUCCCCAAGAAGCAGCUGCAGCUUGUUGGCGUGACUGCCAUGUUCCUUGCUUCAAAGUAUGAGGAGAUGUAUCCCCCAGAGAUCUCAGACUUUGCCUACGUCACAGACAAGGCCUACACCACAGCCCAAAUCAGAGACAUGGAGAUGACAAUUCUGCGGGUGCUGAAGUUCCAACUGGGCCGUCCUCUCCCCCUUCAGUUCCUCAGAAGGGCCUCCAAAAUUUAUGAGGUAACUGCUGAGCAGCACACUCUGGCAAAGUAUCUCCUGGAGCUCACAAUGGUUGACUACGAGAUGGUCCAUUUGCCACCUUCAAUGGUGGCAAGUGCUGCUUUGGCACUCACCCUCAAAAUAUUGGCUGCUGGAGAAUGGGAUGUGACGCUGCAGCACUACAUGGACUACACAGCAGAGAGUUUGAUUCCUGUUAUGGCACACAUCGCCAAGAACGUUGUCAAAGUGAAUAAUGGGCUGACCAAGCACAUGGCCAUCAAAGGCAAAUACUCCACCUCAAAGCAGAUGAGGAUUGCCAACAUUUCGCAGCUCAAAUCAUCAGUGGUUAAGGACCUGGCAAAGCAGGUCACACAGUGAGGAGAUCAAUGUCCUUGGCACCAUGUGCUGAUUUGUACAGAUGUAAAUUAACUUAACCUGACAAGGAUCUGCACACCAAGGAUGUCACUAGUUUAGUACUUGUGGUUUUUUCUUUUUUUUUUUUUAAAAAUAAGACUGUGUAUUUUUACAGCCUGCCCAAAGCACGCCACAAGUUUUAAGUUUGACCUGAGCAACAAAAUGGAAGUUCUUCUAAGAUUGACAGCUGGGCUACAUGAUCAGACUAGUGCAAGGCAACAAUUUUUGUUUCACUUAUUCACAAGUACUCAUGCACUAAUCUUAUUAGGCCUGAAGACCUCUGACCCUACACCUUUAAGUCUAAUGCACCUCUAAACUGCUGCUGAAGUGUUUAAUCUAAAACUUGUGGUGUGACUUAUGGCCAGCAAUGUGACUUUUUAAAAAUUUUUCAGUGGAUGUGUUGGUGUGAAAUGUACAGCAAUGCUUUUUAAAUAAAUUUGGUUUUUGCGUUCUUA